Molecule: messenger RNA, 399 nt
Organism: Eimeria mitis
Lineage: Eukaryota; Apicomplexa; Conoidasida; Eucoccidiorida; Eimeriidae
Exons: 3
Coding region: 1-399 (132 amino acids)
Source: RefSeq, a predicted model, not a curated record
AUGAUGAAGCGGGGGCCCCCCUCCUCAACUAGCCGGCCGGGGGGCCCCCCCUUCCUCUCACCGUUGUUAGUUUCCUUAGACCCUCCUGGGGGCCUUCGGGGGGGCCCCCAGGUGGGGCCCCCAGGGGCCCCCCCAACAGAAACGGAUUGGGGGGCUGAGGGGCCCCCCGUGCUGCCUCGGCUGCAGCAGCAGCAGCUGCAGCAGCAGCGCUCGCUGCGCCUGUGGCUGCAGAAGGCGAAGAGACAGCAGAGACAAACGCAGCGGCAGCAGCAGGAACACCCAUUGGUGGGGCCCUUCCCAGCUGUCUCCCCGUGUGGGGGGCCCAGGAGACAGAGACAGAGGAAACGGAGACAGACACUGCAGCGGGAGACGUCAUCAUGGAGAUGCUCGAUCAGUUAG